Prunus persica (peach) is the source of this 3233-nucleotide messenger RNA. Its product is annotated as protein ALP1-like. NCBI's taxonomy places the organism in Eukaryota, Viridiplantae, Streptophyta, Magnoliopsida, Rosales, Rosaceae. The transcript has 4 exons. Bases 599 to 1795 code for a protein of 398 amino acids. The record is from RefSeq and is a predicted model, not a curated record.
GCUCUUUGCUGCGCAUCUCACUUCCAAACCAACCCCACGCAGAAGCAACAAUGAAAGAUUUAAAACAAAGUCCAUUUAUAUUUCAAACAUCAUAGCAGAAAACACUAUACAGUUUUUGGUUGAUACAGAAUAUGCUCAUAUAACUGCUAUUUGAAUCUUUCAAUAUGCUUUUGGUUUUACAGUUUUUGGUUGAUACAGAAUAUGCUCAUAUAACUGCUAUUUGAAUCUUUCAAUAUGCUUUUGGUUUUACAGUUUUUGGUUGAUACAGAAUAUGCUUUUGGUUUUACAGUUUUUGGUUGGAGAGAAUCUUUCAAUAUGCUUUUGGUGUUAAUCAGCAACAGCAUCUUUUGGCCAAAAGUGAAAUAAUCCUAGAACUUUUUUCUUCAUAUUUGUUGUGGUAUUAGGCACACAUUGGUUGAUAAUUUUUGGUCUAUGGGGUGAAUUUUCCAUACUUUGCGAAUGGUAUUAAUUAUGGCUUUGCAUUAAUUAAACUGUUUCUAUUUGCAUAUAUGAAACUUUUUGUGUUCAAUUUGGGGUUAUUUUACUUUCAGUAGGAUUGGUUAAGUGGAAUAAUUCUUUUCUUUUUGGAUUAAUAGAUAUGGAUCAAAGACGAAUGUUGUUGUUAUUAUUGUUGGAGAUGUGGCAUUUAGAGACCAUGUGUGCUUGCACGAUUCUUGUGCUUAUGAUGCUAAAAAAUAUGAGAAGAAAUCGAAGACUUUUAGAAAGACGUUCCCUCAAUAACCGUUCGUUUGUUAGACAUGAGAAUCGAUUACGUUAUUUGAACAGUAUAUUAGGCAAUGAUAGAGAAUGUGUGAGUGAACUAAGAAUGGAUUUAAAGACAUUUGGUUUAUUAUGUGAUUUGCUUCGCACGGAUGGAAGGUUAAAGAAUGACGGUUUGGUGACUGUGGAGGAGCAAGUAUGUAUGUUCUUGCAUAUGCUUGCUCAUCAUGUUAAGAAUCGUACUAUUAGAAAUAGAUUUGUUCGAUCAGGAGAGACUAUUAGUAGGUACUUCAAUUCCGUGUUACAAGGCAUUUUAAGAUUACAAGGUAGCCUAUUGAGAGUACCGGAACCUGUAGGUGAUAACUGCACAGAUCAUAGAUGGAAAUGGUUUAAGAAUUGCUUGGGAGCACUAGAUGGAACAUACAUUAAAGUGCGAGUAGCUGAAACCGAAAAACCGAGAUAUCGGACUAGAAAGGGAGAAAUUGCAACAAAUGUGUUGGCCGUUUGCUCACGUGAUAUGCAAUUCAUAUUUGUGUUGCCGGGUUGGGAGGGAUCCGCAUCCGACUCUAGAGUCCUUCGAGAUGCCAUAACUAGGCCUAAUGGAUUAAGAGUUCCUACCGGUUAUUAUUACCUUGUAGAUGGUGGGUACACAAAUGGUGAGGGAUUUCUCGCACCAUAUAGAGGAACACGGUAUCAUCUAUCGGAAUGGAGAGAAGGAAAUACACCUGUAAAUCAUCAAGAAUAUUUUAAUAUGAAGCAUGCUAAAGCAAGAAACGUAAUAGAACGUUGCUUUGGGUUGCUAAAAGCUAGAUGGUGCAUACUAAGGAGUCCAUCUUUUUAUCCAAUAAAGACACAAUGUCGAAUAAUUACGGCUUGUUGUCUUUUACAUAAUCUCAUUAGGAGGGAGAUGUCUAGAGAUCCACUAGAGUAUGAAAUAAAUGAAAUUGAAGAGACGGAAAAUGUGAUAGAAGGUGAUAUGGUUGGCACCAUUGGAGCAUCGGAUGAAUGGACUACUUGGAGGAAUGACUUGGCGUUCCAAAUGUAUAAUGAGUGGCAAGGAAAUGCGAAUAACUAGCCAACUCUUGUUAUUUAUGUUUGAGUUCUUAAGGUGUUUUCUUUUUUAUGUGAUUGUAAUUUGUAUUUGAGGCAUGAUAAUUCGGCCUUAACAAUGUAUUGAUUGUGGUAUUAAAGAAAAUUUAUCAAUUGGUUUGCUGAUUUUAUUUUUCAUUUUGUUUUUAAGGUUAUGUGAUGUACUAAAGAAGAAUCGUGCCUUGAAAUAAAGUUAUGUUUUCUUUGCAAAUUCCAAUUAUUGAUUAUGGUAUUAUUUUAUUUGUGUUGAUUAUUCUUAGGGAUGGAAAGUGAAGGUAACAGUCAAAACUUUGAACAAGGAAAGAAAGGAACUAGGCGGUCAUGGUCCAAGUUUGAAGAAGAUUCGUUUUUGACCGUGCUAGAUGAUUUUGUGGCUGCAGGCCAACGCUGUGAGACUGGUAGUUUCAAAUCAGGUACUAUGGUCCAAAUGGAGAAGGCUUUGAAUAUUAAAUGUCCUGAUUCGGGGCUAAAGGCAUGCCCUCAUAUUGAAUCCAAAUUGAAGAAGUGGAAAAAGCAAUAUAGCAUAGUCUAUGACAUGAUAAACACAAGUGGAUUUGCUUGGAAUGAUAUAAAAAAGUGUGUUGAGGUUGACAGUAAUGAUGCAUGGGAAACUUAUGUGCAGCACCACAAGGAAGCAGCCGAAUGGAGGAGCAAACCAUUUCCUUUGUUUGAUAGACUUUCUAAUAUCUUCGGAAAGGAUCGUGCUAACGGACAAAGAGCUGAAGCCCCCGCUGACAUGAUGGAAGAGCAAAGCAAUAAUGAUGUUAAUGCUAGUGAUAAUUGUGUCCAGGAAGAUGCAUCUCCUAUGUCUUUAAACAUAGAAGGAAGCCAAUCUAUGAACAGUCAAAAUAAGAGGAAAAGAGCUACAAGCUCAAGUGAUGAAGAGAAGAUUGUGACUGUAUUGGAGAAAUUGUUUGAAGCUUCUGGGAAAAGGAUGCAAAUGGUGACUGAGGCUAUAAUAAAAGGUAAUGAAGAUCGAUCUGAUAUUGCCAAAGAACUCAAGAGAAUGGGAUUUUCUCCUUUAGAUCAAAUUGCAGCACUAAAACUCAUUUUGGAGAAGCCACAAAACAUAUCUAUAUUCAUGUCUUUGGAUGAUGAUAUCAAGAAAGUGUUUGUUGAGCAGUUGCUUAGUGACAAUGCUUGAGGACAUGGCCUAACUAAGUUUGAUGCAUCUAUCUUUUUGGAAACACCACAAAUGAUGCAUUGAUAAGAUUGGCUUCAUUUUGGAAACACCACAAAUUGUAUAAUAUUUUGCUAGCAUUAAAGCCAUAUGGUUCAUGGUUGUGAGGCUUAUUAGUUUCAUUUUGAAAUUGUGGAUGUUUAUUUGUAUGUAUUAAUGGUAGAAUUGUGUGUAGCGAACUAAACCUCUAAUUUCUGAGUCAUGUAGAUGACUUUGGCAUAUAUGAAAAAUAUCUAACUUUUGC